AACGAGAAAACGGGGAGCCCUUGCGUGGGCAACGUGCAGUCCAAAUAAUAACAUCAAUGGGUUUUUCCCAUUGAAAUGUAUACGACGGCGGGAGAAUUCUAACAUAACCAGCGGAUCCAUGUAAAUUCUACGCUGGAACAUAACAACAUAAAGUCGAUGAACAGUGCGGCAUCGACAUUAUUUUUUAACGAACCGCGGAGUAAGGCAAGUGUGAAUUUCGGAAAGCGGGGGGCACAGAACGUCGAACCGAUUUAUUGGUUUCAAUUAAAACAACUUGUUUCGACGUUUAAUUAUUGGCUUUAAGUGACAUCACAUUUGAUUGUUUGUAACCAGUGAGUGGAGACGGUGGUUUCAAGGUGUUCGAUUUUCUGUUUACAUUCUGUACACAGUCCACCAUCUACCAUGGUUUCAAGAAAAACAUGUUUUAUAUUUAUGACAUUAAUACUGGCAAUCAGCAGUCAAAACAUUUCAAAUUCAGUGAACGACUUUGCAGUGAAUCUGUUGGCAGUCACAACAUCCGAGGCUGGUGACAACUUGAACGUGGCUCUUUCGCCCUUCACGAUAUGGACGUUGCUGACGAUCAUUUCGGAAGGUGCGGAAGCCAACUCGCUGAAACAACUGGUCAACGUUCUAAAACUGAACAACCACAAUUUGAAACAGAUCAGAGCCGAGUACAGAAAUUUGCUCAGCAGUCUCACCCAAGAUGCUGACGGGACGCACUUGGAUUUUUCGAGUGCCAUCUUCACCAACAAUAAAUACAAACUGAGGGAGACGUUCCAGAGGACUGCUCAGCAAUUUUACGACGUCAAAGUUCAGCCCAUUGACUUCAAAAACAAAGCAGCCGUGCAACAAAUCAACAAAUACAUUGAAAGCGGCACGAAGAACCGAAUCAAAGGACUGGUAAAAGAAUUCGAUAUCGUGGAUGCCCAAAUAUUUUUGACGAGUGUCUUGUACUUCAAAGGAGAGUGGAAGACGCCGUUCAACAAGACCGCCACCAAAACCGACGCCUUCUACGACGAGAAGAACAACAGAAUAGGAAAUGUUGAGAUGAUGUACCAAUCUCACACGUUCCCCUUCUCCAGAAUUGACGAAAUUAAAGCGUUCGCCGUCGAAUUACCCUACGGAAGAGAUGGAAAAAUGUCAAUGAUCAUUAUUUUGCCUUACAAAGGCAAUCACGUUUCCAAUACGCUUAAUUUGUUGUCCAGAGUCACGUUUAAACGGGUCCUAGACCUUCUAGGAGAUGCGGAAGAACAGUACGUUGACGAAGACGUGCAAGUGUACCUGCCACGUUUCAAGAUUCACUCCGAAUUUUUCAUGAACAGAGUACUAAUUAAGAUGGGUAUAAAAGAUAUUUUCAACUCCCAAGACGCUGAAUUACUGGGAAUUUUGGAUCAGUAUUUGUACAUCACCAAACUCCUACAAACAGCCAACAUUGAGGUAGAUGAAGAAGGCUCUAUUGCUUCGGCAGCUGCAGGUGCGUCCUUCGCUUACAAAUCGCCGCCGCCGAAAUUCCAGGCGAACCACCCAUUUUUGUAUUUUAUCGUUGACAAACCGACACAAAGUAUUAUUUUUGCGGGAAAACUCAGCAAUCCAUCAACUAUUUAAAGAGUAUUUAUAUAGUAUGUAGUUCCUAAUUUAAUCUAUAUUUUACGAAUAAAGUAUUUAAUUUUUUACAAUAUCUGUGGUACGUAGCCGUUUGUUGAAUAUAGAUUAUAACUUUUAUGA
Messenger RNA from Aethina tumida (small hive beetle), 1725 nucleotides. Its product is annotated as serine protease inhibitor 77Ba. The transcript has 8 exons. Bases 403 to 1605 code for a protein of 400 amino acids. The record is from RefSeq and is a predicted model, not a curated record. Gene Ontology annotation, molecular function: serine-type endopeptidase inhibitor activity. Lineage: Eukaryota; Metazoa; Arthropoda; Insecta; Coleoptera; Nitidulidae.